Cotesia congregata is the source of this 225-nucleotide messenger RNA. The record is from the annotation of a GenBank genome assembly. NCBI's taxonomy places the organism in Eukaryota, Metazoa, Arthropoda, Insecta, Hymenoptera, Braconidae.
AUGUUUCUCCCUCGAAUCCUUCUAGAAGACCGUGUGUGUUUGAUUUUAAUUACUUGGCGAUCCCGUGAGCCUGGUGUCCAUGGUGACGCGUUGACUCGUGGACACUGUUGCUGUUUUCACGGUCUCUCGGUUGGUAAAGAAUACCAACAGCACUGCGAUUCAAUGGCCCUUCACAGCUCCUGGUGUUUGUCCAAUUACCAUGCAAUCGAUUCGCCAAUAUUUUAG